Aureobasidium vineae is the source of this 498-nucleotide messenger RNA. Lineage: Eukaryota; Fungi; Ascomycota; Dothideomycetes; Dothideales; Saccotheciaceae. The record is from the annotation of a GenBank genome assembly.
AUGGCAUUGGCUGGCAAGCUUGUCCUUCUUAGCACGGCAGAUAAGCACUCGAUGUGCCUCCGGAAGCUCUACAGUGACUAUUGCAACCCAACCAACCACCAUGGGAUUUUAUGGGAGACUACAAAAAAGAACGGAUUAUCGAAAGGUGCUCGAGGAGGUGUCAUAGCUGCCGUAGUAAUCGUCUGCGGCAUUGUCUUGCUCCUCCUCGGAUGGUUUCUAUGGCGUAACCGCAAGCUCAAGCUCACCAAGGAACUAGCAGAAGCGCAAGAAGGAGUACCGCAAUGGCCAACAAAGUGGCCCACGCGAGCAAAGCCUACUGCCACCUCUACGCAACCAAGGAACAGCCAUGGUGAACCGGUCGAGCUGGCACCACCGGCCUACGAUAUUGCUCAACCAUUACCGACGUACGAGGCACCGAGACAAAAUCAUGAUGCACCAGAAUCUUACGAAUUAUCGAACAUGUCACAUGGGCAGAGACCUGCACGUCAGGAUGUAUAG